Messenger RNA from Alternaria ethzedia, 1254 nucleotides. RefSeq lists its product as uncharacterized. Lineage: Eukaryota; Fungi; Ascomycota; Dothideomycetes; Pleosporales; Pleosporaceae. Bases 1 to 1254 code for a protein of 417 amino acids. Gene Ontology annotation, biological process: fatty acid beta-oxidation; phenylacetate catabolic process. The record is from RefSeq and is a predicted model, not a curated record. Gene Ontology annotation, molecular function: acetyl-CoA C-acyltransferase activity. Gene Ontology annotation, cellular component: peroxisome. The transcript is spliced from 2 exons.
AUGACCGACCGCCUCAAGUCCAUCGUUUCGCACAUGACGCCCUCGGCCAGCGGCAUCUCGGCCCUUACCACCAAGAACCCCGACGAUGUUGUCAUCACCCUCGCCUUCCGCACACCCCUCACCAAGGCGCAUAAGGGCGGCUUCAAGGACACGACCCUUGACGGCAUCCUCGUCAAGACGCUCAAGCAAGUCGUCGCAAAGUCGAACCUCGAUCCUGCCGUAGUAGAGGACAUCUGCGUCGGCAACGUCUCAGAUGCCAAGGCUGCCUACUAUGUCCGCGCUGCUAUGCUUGCCGCUGGCUUCCCCAACACCACAUCCGGCUCGUCGCUGAACCGCUUCUGCUCGUCGGGACUCAAGGCCGUACAAGACAUUGCCAACCAGAUCGCCGUCGGCAGCAUCGAGUGCGGUCUCGCCAUGGGCGCUGAGAGCAUGACAGCCGGCGGCGACAGGCUCGAGAGGCCGUUCGUCGACGAGGUGCUCGAGAACCAGGAGGCGAAGGACUGCAUGCAGCCCAUGGGCCAGACGUCGGAAAACGUCGGCAAGGACUUCAACAUCUCGCGCGAGCGCCAGGACAAGUACGCUGCCGAGUCAUACCGGAGAGCCGAGGUUGCGCAGAAGGCGGGCUGGUUCGACGACGAGAUUGCGCCCAUCACCACCCAGAUCAAGGACCCCAAGACAGGCGAGGUCAAGACCGUCACCCUGACCAAGGACGAGGGUAUCCGCGCCGGCACCACAUUCGAGAGCCUGCAGAAGGUCAAGCCUGCCUUCCUUCCCCACGGCGACCGGUCACACGCCGGAAACUCGUCGCAACUCACAGACGGUGCCGCUGCCAUCCUCAUGAUGAAGCGCUCCAUGGCCGAGAAGCUCGGCCAGCCCAUCCUCGCCAAGUACGUUGGUGCCACCGUCGCCGGUCUGCCACCCAGGAUCAUGGGUAUCGGCCCAUCCGUCGCCAUCCCCAAGCUCCUCUCCAAGUUCAACAUCACCCUCGAGGACGUUGACCUUAUCGAGCUUAACGAGGCUUUCGCUUCUAUGGCCGUAUACUGUCUCGAGACACUCAAGAUCGACCACCAGAAGCUCAACCCAAGGGGAGGUGCUAUCGCGCUGGGUCACCCGCUUGGCUGCACCGGUGCGCGUCAAAUUGUCACUGGUCUGAGCGAGUGCAGAAGGCAGAAGAAGAAGGUUCUGCUCACCAGUAUGUGCAUUGGUACUGGUAUGGGUAUGGCUGGUUUAUUCAUCAACGAGCAGAACGUGUAA